Gongylonema pulchrum is the source of this 192-nucleotide messenger RNA. The record is from the annotation of a GenBank genome assembly. Lineage: Eukaryota; Metazoa; Nematoda; Chromadorea; Rhabditida; Gongylonematidae.
ACAUCUCUGUAUGCCACCAUCAGUGCUAUUCCAGGUCGUGUUAUUGUUUCUGCAGUUGGCACAUUCAGCGCUUUGAACAAGCUGCGUGAUUUGCUCUCCGUCCGAUCCACCGUCUGUUCGUCUUCAGAUGACCGAGGAGAAAAUGCGGUUGAUUGCAGACUUACUGUGGAACGUCUGAAGAAGCUCGAUUAG